Messenger RNA from Haliotis rufescens (red abalone), 1075 nucleotides. RefSeq names its product protein LSM12 homolog A-like. The record is from RefSeq and is a predicted model, not a curated record. The transcript has 5 exons. NCBI's taxonomy places the organism in Eukaryota, Metazoa, Mollusca, Gastropoda, Lepetellida, Haliotidae. The coding region runs from base 33 to 623 and encodes 196 amino acids.
UUAGUUAAUGCAAGCCGGAAGUCGCAUGAGAAAUGAGAAUGGCAGCCGAAUACUUCAGUAUCGGAAGUUCUGUUGCUAUCACAACAUGCCACAACAUAGAAUAUAGAGGAGAAGUUCUUGCAUUUGACUGGACGUCCAAAGUCCUUGCUAUCAAGUCUGACCCUACUAAUGGAGCCAGGGGUCAAAGUGAUGUCAAGCUCAUCAACUUGGCCCUGGUCAGUGAUGUGAAGGUCCUGAAAGAAGCUGAUGAUCCACCACAAGCCCUCACAAAUCUCAAUCUACCCAGAAUAAAGAACCGAUUGAGAGAUAGUCUAGAUGAGAAGCGGAGACAAGUUAACUAUGUUGGAGUCGGUGUACCACCAGAAGGACAGAAGAUCUUCUUUGCAAUAACAAAAACUAUCAGUGAUGUGCGGUGGGACGGCAGUAACAUCAUCGUCAUGGACGAAGUGGUCAUCAAACCCCCCUACAGAUAUGAAGACUGCAGCGCACGCAAGUCUGAGUCGUCACAAGCACUACAACACGUCAGAAAAAUAGUAUCAAAGUUUCUCCAGGAGGAGAGCAGUCAGGCAGAAAGGAAAUCCAUGUCGCCAUCACCUGCCCCUUCAUCAUCCUCAUCAACAUAGUAAUCAUCAUUAUCGUUGUCAUGGAUACCAUAACAUUGUGAGAGUGAAGAAACAAAUAUCACUUUACUCAUGUGAUGUUUUAUCAAGGCAGUGGACAAUACUUCAGUUAGUUGAUUAUUUACAAACACUGCAUAUACCAAGCUCCUCACAGCAAUAGCCACCGUGGAGCUCUCCAUAUUAUCGCUGCCACCAGUCACAGCUCCCCACUGUGCUAGGUGGCUGCAUGGAGUUGAACUCGCUAAGACUGACCAGUAUGUUUCAACAAGUGAUGAUUGUUGUGAACUGAUAUCUCACUUCUCUCCCCACCACACCCACCCCUUAAUUGUUGUUUGUAAAAAAAUACCAUAUUCGACGUAAUAAGCGCCCAGGGUGCAUUUAAAAUUAGAAAUAGGGGGCUCUUAUUAGAAUAUUAUUUUGGUGAAAAAAACAGAGUUAAAGGAUAAAUUUGGUGG